This is a messenger RNA of Dissoconium aciculare CBS 342.82, 981 nucleotides long. RefSeq lists its product as uncharacterized. The record is from RefSeq and is a predicted model, not a curated record. The transcript has a single exon. Bases 1 to 981 code for a protein of 326 amino acids. Lineage: Eukaryota; Fungi; Ascomycota; Dothideomycetes; Mycosphaerellales; Dissoconiaceae.
AUGGGUGGCGACGACCACGAUCUACUGACUAGGCUCAAUGCUUUGAAACCAUCACAGAUUACACUCAGCCAAGAUGUGCCAUUGAUCAGAGACGAGUCUACCAAGCCGCAAUCGCGUGAAGACAAGCUCGCAGAUAGGUUGCGGCAACUCAGGUCGGGAAACACACUUCCCGUGACGAAGAUAGCGGCUCCCAUAUCCACUGAAGCAGCCGCCUCGAGCAUCGAGAUUGUUGUCGAGACGCGUCCGCCUCGCAUAUAUGAUACCGAAGUAUCGAACGUUGAUGGUGCAGCUGAUGAGUGUCUUGAUGACCUCCUGGCUCAGCUCGGGCCCAGCGAGCAAUGGAGUUUAGACCCAGAAGACCCCGAGCACAUUGCCUCGUUGCUUAGAGAGGCCAAAGAAGCCCUUCCGAAGUCCGGUGAGCCUCGUCCUUCACUGACAGAGCAGCACACGCCCGAAAGCACAAGCGGACACUCAUCUGAGGGAGAGGACGUCCACAAUGCUGAUGACUAUGUGGCCAAAGUGCUCGCAGAGCUGGACUACGAGAGACGUCACAACAUUGACCAGCAGGAUGACGAAGAAGUUGUCCAGGUAGACGAUACCCAGUCCGUCAACGCAGACACGUUUUUUCCUAGCACCCCGUCGUCCAUGUUGCAACAGACAACUUCAAAAACAGCCGACCCGCCAACAUACGAGGAUAGCGAACUUGAAGCACGUUUCCAAAGCCUGACCAUGAACCUGCCCUCUACGCCUACCACGAUUUUGAGUCGACUGCGGAAAGGAAAGCCAUCCACAUUUUCGGACGAUGACAUCAGUUCGUGGUGUUGUAUCUGCAAUGAGGAUGGUACUGUGCGAUGUUCCGGAUGCGAUGAUGAUAUCUAUUGUGAGUCCUGCUGGAGAGAAGGGCAUGGAACCAAACCCGGUCAAGAACGUGGACAUCGAGCUAUACGCUUCAUCAAACGCGAUCGUGCCACAGCUGCGUGA